AUGGGUCUUUCACCUUACCCCACUCCAGUGGAUGCCGGAGUGCUAUGCUUAAUUCUGGCAAGCACAGCCAGAUCAGUCUCUACAGUGAUGAAAAUAGUGUGCUUUAUCCUCCGUGCUCUGGGUAUCGUUGUUUCUUGGGACGCAUAUAACACGGAGAGUCCUACAAAUUUGUCUGCAAGCCGUGACAGCUGCUUGGAGACCUCCAUUGAAGAAUUUCGUAGCCAGAUUCCUGCAAUUACUUAUGACUCACUGUGUUAUAAGCAGCUUGAGCAUGAAUGUACUGUGUGCUUGACUGAAUUCAAAGCAGAGGCAGUGAUAAACCACUUAUCUUGUGGCCAUGUAUUCCAUAAGAUUUGCCUAGAGAAGUGGUUAAACUAUAGAAAUCCAACCUGCCCGAAUUGCAGGAAGUACAUGGUUUGCUUAGAAGAUGUGAAAGAUACUUGCUCAAUGUGA
Messenger RNA from Daucus carota subsp. sativus, 453 nucleotides. RefSeq names its product probable E3 ubiquitin-protein ligase XERICO. Bases 1 to 453 code for a protein of 150 amino acids. The record is from RefSeq and is a predicted model, not a curated record. NCBI's taxonomy places the organism in Eukaryota, Viridiplantae, Streptophyta, Magnoliopsida, Apiales, Apiaceae. The transcript has a single exon.